Molecule: messenger RNA, 582 nt
Organism: Gadus chalcogrammus (walleye pollock)
Lineage: Eukaryota; Metazoa; Chordata; Actinopteri; Gadiformes; Gadidae
Gene: rcvrn2
Product: recoverin 2
Exons: 3
Coding region: 1-582 (193 amino acids)
Molecular function (GO): calcium ion binding
Source: RefSeq, a predicted model, not a curated record
AUGGGAAACACCACCAGCAGCGCGAUCUCCAAGGAGAUCCUGGAGGACCUGAAGCUCAACACCAAGUUCACGGAGACCGAGAUCUGCCAGUGGUACGAGAACUUCCAGAAGCAGUGUCCCACGGGCCGCAUCAGCCCUGAGGAGUUCGAGCAGAUCUACUCCCGCUUCUUCCCGGAGAGCGACGCCACCAGCUACGCCCAGCACGUCUUCCGCUCGUUCGACACCAACGACGACGGCACGCUGGACUUCAAGGAGUACAUCAUCGCGCUGCACAUGACCUCCACGGGCAAGACCACGCGCAAGCUGGAGUGGGCCUUCUCGCUGUUCGACGUGGACAAGAACGGCUACAUCACAAAGACGGAGGUGACGGAGAUCUGCCAGGCCAUCUUUAAGCUGAUCCCCAAGGAGGACCUGGACAAACUCCCCGGAGAUGAGAACUCAGCCGAGAGAAGAGCCGACAAGCUGUGGGCUUACUUUGAGAAGAAAGACAAUGAACGAUUGGCAGAAGGCGAGUUUAUUAAAGGGGUGAUCGACAAUGAAAAUGCUAUGCGUCUUAUUCACUACGAGCCCAUCAAGGAGUAA